Molecule: messenger RNA, 1728 nt
Organism: Ceraceosorus guamensis
Lineage: Eukaryota; Fungi; Basidiomycota; Exobasidiomycetes; Ceraceosorales; Ceraceosoraceae
Product: nucleotide-binding domain-containing protein
Exons: 5
Coding region: 344-1636 (430 amino acids)
Molecular function (GO): D-amino-acid oxidase activity; FAD binding
Source: RefSeq, a predicted model, not a curated record
GCUGUGCUUGUGCAUGCGAACGCUGCAAGCUCGGCGGUAGCGGCAGCAUGAUAUUUGACUCGAUCGUCAGCCAUACUCGUGACUCGUGACUCCCUCUUUGGCCAAGAAGCAGCAGCUCGCGGUGGGCCGAUUCCCACUUGCCCGUGCACUCAUCACAAGCACUCUGACCUGUGACUCGAACAUCCAACGGAACAUCACUCGCUCCCACGGAAUCCGCCAGCUGGCUCAGGAGUACCUGCACGCGCUUGCUCUGUUCACGCUCAUCAAUAUCAUCCUCCAUCUGCACUCACGAUAUUGUUCGCGGUCGCUCCCCACCUCUCUCGCCUUGCGUGAUCCCGUCAGCAUGUCGGUCCCACCGCCCAGCGCAGCCGGACAAGAAGGCGGCAAACACGUGGUCAUCCUAGGCGCAGGAGUCAUAGGUCUGUCCAUUGGCAUCUCAUUGCUGGAUGCGCCCUCUCAAUCCUCUGUGCCUCUGGCAGUCACAAUCGUAGCCAGAGACGUGCCCAGCUCGGCAGAAACGAAGCAGCCGGCCAGCUAUGCGAGUGCUUGGGCUGGAGCACACCACGUAUCGGAUGCAAAGACUGCAAAGUCGAGAUGGCGCGAUCGAAAGACUUUCGAAGUGAUGCAGGCCCUCAUCAGCAAUACUUGCGGAGUCCGCAAGAGCAUUGAUGAUGUGGUCCACGAAGGAAGCGCUCCACCCCUCGGCUUGUUCUACACUGACCAGAUUGAGUACUGGGACGCGCAGCAGGAUGCCAGGGAGGAUGCAGAGGAGAGCAAAGUGCUCGAUUGGUACCCCGACUACGAGCCUUUGCCCAGGUCCGACUUGCCUGCAGGUGUCGUCUCGGGCUGCAGCAUGACAACGCUCAGCAUACACGUAGCGCACUAUCUUCCCUGGCUGUUCGAGCGCUUUCAAGCUCUUGGUGGUCGUAUCAUACAAUCUCAAGUCAAAUCUCUGCAAGAUGCUCUUUCAGCGGCUUCCUCAACCGCUGGCCCUCAAGCCAACGCGCUGGUCAUCUCUCCCGGACUGGGAGCUCGCAGCAUCGAAGGUCUCCAAGACCCCACAUAUGUACUUCGGGGCCAGACGCUGCUCGUCGAAGCUCCCUGGCUGGAGCACCGCAUCGGCGCUCCCGGUAGCAGGCGCCGGUGUAGAUGGCAAGGCACUUCGGUGGUCAGGUCUCAGGGAUUCAGAGAUACCUAUGUGAUUCCAAGAGGAGAAGGCAAGUUCAUAGUGGGCGGGACGAGGCUCAAAGAUGAUGAAGACUCUGAGGGGAGGUCAUCGACGACAACAGAAAUUCUCGAUAGGGUUCUGACCAUUUGUCCCCACUUGGUUAGCCCCGACGCCACUCUGGAAGAACGUAAAAGCGCCACCAGAGGCGUGCGAGUCGCGGCUGUCAAUGUGGGGUUUCGACCAGCAAGAGACGGUGGUCCAAGGGUCGAGCGGGGAGGAAGCGCCUCAUACCCCUCUAUAUCUGGUCGUGAAGGAGAGGUGCCUGUAGUGCACUGCUACGGAUUUGGAGGCAUUGGCUAUCAAGCAUCGUGGGGUGCGGCUUUCGAAGCGAGACAACUCGUGUAUGAAGCGCUCGGCCUGCCUGCUCUGAGACAAGAGUCCACAUUACGAUCGUUGUCGUUGGUAUAGGUACAUCACCCGCAACACAUCGCACGAUUGAACUCCAGCUUCGCGAGCUGAUGCAUGCAUUGCCCUAAAAGGCCAUGAUCACUCAGAGUCAA